Messenger RNA from Megalopta genalis, 6387 nucleotides. The record is from RefSeq and is a predicted model, not a curated record. Lineage: Eukaryota; Metazoa; Arthropoda; Insecta; Hymenoptera; Halictidae.
GGUAUUGAAAAAAUUAGAAGUUCUUUCAUUCAUCGAUAUUAAUAUUAUUGAUAAAAUAAUAAUUUCUUAUUCUUGUCGUGUGAUGGCGUUAAUUAUCACAAAGAUAUAGCCCUGGUACAACAAGGGUUUGUGACAAUAACUGUCAAAAUAUUGGAUUAUUGACUUGAAAGUGUUCUGAAAUUUUACACGAUGGGCAUUUAAUAAAUUCAAAGAGUUGAAAGGGAUAUCUCACCAAAUCAUUUAUGAUGUCAUCCGUACAACGUGCUUUUACUCAAAAGCUGAGUAAACAACAUGCAGCAGAUGUCAGGCGACAAAUUGCUACCUCUACCUCAUAUUCUCGAGAUUUGUCAAAGAGUGGCAGUUCAUUCUCAGGGUUUUCUUCGACAAUGUCUCUGUGCGAAGUAUUAGAGCCACUAGAUUAUGAAGAGUUUCUAGGCCAGCACCAAUCAGUUCUUGACCGUGAUCCUCUGAAAUUGAUCCUAGACUUUCCACCUGGUGAUGUAGACCUACAAGUUGUCAAAAGGAAGAUACGUACAGAGGAAGCAGUGGUUCCCCAUGAAUCUCUGGAUACAGUAUCUGCAUAUGUCAGAAGAUGCAUAGAUAGCUUCACUUCUGACUGGGUUUAUGUUCAUCGUAAAUACAAGCGUAGAGUGUCCCCCAUUGCUAGAGACAGAUUAUUACAAGACACACCAAGACAAGAUUUUGAGGUGGAUCAAGAAGACACAAAUGGUUCAGGCUCACCGAAUGAAGAAGAAGAUUUAUCCAACUGUGGGGAUACACCUAGAGGUUCUUGGGCUAGUUUGGAUUUGAGACAUUCCCAACAUGAUCCUCUUCUUCCAAGCUUACUGGACCGCGUCUGUCCGGAAACUAUUGACCAGAUGAAUGAACAGAAACGUUCAGAAGACAGACAAGAAGCAUUAUUUCCGCUGUAUGCGCCCCCAGCAUCACCAGAUGACGAAUGGCAAGAAAUUGGUGUCGCCCCAGAGCCCUCGGAACCUUUCUCACAUAAGAUCCUUGUAAAAUGUCUUCAAUUAAAAUUAGAGCUAGAGGUUGAACCAAUCUUUGCAAGUUUAGCAUUAUACGACGCCAGAGAAAAGAAAAAAGUGUCCGAAAAUUUUUACGUGGAUAUGAACUCUGAAGGAUUGAAAAGAAUGCUUGGCAGUCACAUCGCGUACAGUGAUGCCAGUACUUUGGCUAGAAGCUGUGUCAUGAGUAUUAGCAAACCGAGCCCAGAUUUGUUUUUAGUUGUCAGACUUGAAAAGGUGUUGCAAGGUGAUAUAUCAGAGUGUGCCGAGCCAUAUUUGCGUGACGAUAAGAACAAGGAGAAGGUAAGAGCAGCCGCUGCAGCGGCGUGUGAACGAUUAGGUCGCUACCGAAUGCCACUCGCUUGGACUGCUAUCCAUCUCUCUGGAGUGAUAGGGGGUGGUGGGGACACUGACAGCACUGGUAGCGCUGGUUCUCUAGACAGAAAAUCUGGAGGACUAGAACAAUGGCGCAAAAAAGUGGAACAACCUACCAGACGAGGUUCUCUUGAAAGAAGGAGUUCGGAUAAGAGACGCAGCUGGUCUCCGGACGAUUUUGCUAACUGCCUCGACACAUUUAGACCAAUAACGUUGACUGUCUCGAGUUUCUUCAAACAAGAAAGCGAGCGCCUUAGGGAUGAAGACCUUUAUAAAUUAUUGGUCGAGCUACGAAGACCUGGUUCGAAUUUGAAACGGUUGAAGUGCCUGCCCGGUAUAUUGAAACUAGAUCUGAGUCCCAGACCCGAAGAAUUGCCCAGAUGCUUGGAUCCUGAUUUGAGAAGACUGGUUCCGUACCCAGAUGAGAAAAGCCGGCCAGUGAAGGAAAUACUGGAGUUUCCAAGCGAAGUUCUCUCACCGGACUUAACUUACAGAAAUCUUCUUUAUAUCUAUCCCAAGGAAGCAAACUUCAGCUCCAGAACUGGUUCAGCCCGGAACAUCGCGGUCCGAAUUCAACUGAUGGGUGGCGAACAAGAGGCGGACGCUCUCACAGCCAUAUUUGGAAGAUCGUCCUGUCCCGAAAUGACCCACGAGUGUUUCACAUCCGUCUCCUAUCACAACAAAAAUCCAAACUUCUACGAUGAAGUUAAAAUUCGCCUGCCGGCGGACUUGAGUGCGAAGCAUCAUUUGCUGUUCACAUUCUAUCAUAUCAGUUGCCAGAAGAAGGUGGAACAGCCGAACGUCGAGACUGCUGUAGCGUACACUUGGCUGCCACUUCUGAGAGAUGGCCACCUGCAAUCCGGCGAGUUCAGUCUGCCAGCAAUGCUGGACCCGCCCCCGGCAAAUUAUUCCUACAUCGCACCUGAUGUCCUCUUGCCUGGCACCAGAUGGGUGGACGCACACAGAGGCGUUUUCACAGUGAUUCUGGAACCGGUCUCCAGCGUGCACCCACAAGACAAAUACAUCGACAGGUUUUUAUCGCUGUGCGGCUACUUGGAGACCGGCCAAGUGCCCCCGCGUAUCGGCGAGGCUGGUAUGGAGUCGGAAUUAAAGUCAGCUCUGCUGGAGUUGGCAAGAGCUUCACAUUCUGCUCUAGUGCGGUCAUUACCCCAGCUCCUGGAUCAAUUAAUAUCGCUGCUGGUACGUCCACCCACAUUGCCGUCGCAACCGCUGAACGUGGCAGCCACGGUCUUCGAGGCUAUAGGUCUAUUGGUACGCAAUAUCACCAAUUUGCCGGAUGGCCAGCUGGAUGCUCAUGGUAGACACGCACUUUUGGCGACCUACGUGGCGUACCAAUGCUCCCUGCCGAGGAUGACGAGCACCCCGGGCAUCGUCAGAGCCCAGAGCAAUCCUGACCUGCCCUUAGAAGACCUGGAGAUGGAAGUGCACUCGAGAGGAUUGGAUCGGACCGCUUCGAUGCGCCAGGAGUCGCCUUCCAUUAACAGUCAACCGUCGAGGAGACUUCUACACGAGGAACUAGCUUUGCAUUGGGUGGUGUCCACGGGUCAAGCUAGAGAACUAGCAGUGACCUACUCGUGGUUCUUCUUAGAGUUAAUCGUCCGUUCCAUGGUGGUCACAUUGUCCGAGCUGGGGAUGCUAGAGUCUCCUAGAAAAUCGAGGUUCUCUCCUCAGUUUUGCGAUGAUGUGGCUACGUUAACUGCAGCAUUGACGUCAGAGGUAGUGUCCCGAUGCGGAAAGGAAACUAGGGUACCCAACAAUCUGGUAUCGAGCCUCGGCAACUUUUUAUCCGAUUUAUUAUCGGUAAUGGACAGAGGAUUCGUCUUGUCACUGAUCCGAGCUGCCUGUUGCUCUUUGUCGGACGCUUCGAUGCAUAUUCCUGACUCGGCUGCUUUGUACGCAUUGAAAUUGGAUCUUGUGCGAACUGUGUGUUCCCAUGAACACUACGUGGCGCUGAAUCUUCCUUUCGGAACCGGAUACACUUCAGGAUCGGCGCCAGCGUCGCCGAGUCCGUCCACCGGAAGCUCUGGGAGUUUGAUAUCGACCCUUGUACCUGGGGAUCGUGCUAGGUUCUCCGAACUUAGCCAGGAAUUCAGGCAGCAACACUUUUUGGUGGGAAUCGUGUUAUCCGACCUGUCGAACACCUUGGAGAUACCAAAUCCAAUGCUUCAGAACAAAGCAAUUGGUACCAUUCGUCAUCUAAUGGCUUGCCACGAUGUGGACUCGAGGUAUUCCGAUCCUGCAGCUAAAGCCAGGGUAGCUGCCCUCUAUUUGCCACUUCUGAACAUUAUCAUGGACGCUUUACCUCAGCUGUAUCACUGGGAUUCCAAAGACAAGAGCGUCUAUCCGGACGAGUCUGGGUCCAUCACACAGACAGUAGCGCUGGCUAUAGCUGGCGGAGUUUCCGUGGAGACAGCAGGAACCCAGUGCAGAGUGUCCCUGAGCUCAGAAGCCACGCGACAUCUUCUGAUGUGUGUGCUUUGGGUGUUAAAAGGCUUGGAACAGUCGGCGUUGGUGCAGUGGUGCUCGGAGUUGAGCUCCAGACGAAUAUUGUGCCUUCUUCAAGUCCUCAACAUUGCCACCGCCGCUUUCGAGUACAAGGGCAAGAAAGCUCUGAAGAGGCUGCCACCUCAAGCUGCUGCCACCAGCGAUAUCAGGUCACGAUUGGAGGAUGUGAUCUUGGGUCAAGGUAGCGCCAGAAGCGAGAUGAUGUUGCGCAGGAAAGAGAGAAUCAGUGGGGAGAAAUUGAGGUGGCGCAAGGAUCAAAUGCCCUACAGGUCUUUCGAGCAGUCAGAAGGAAGAGCCGUGGAACAGGAUGCUCAUAUAGAAGGUGCCUUAGCAGCUGAAGCCUCCCUCGUGGUUCUGGAUACUCUCGAGACUGUAGUGCAGGCUGAUGGUGGCGGAGGUGCGGUAGUUGGGGCAGUGUUAAAAGUACUUCUAAGAGCUCUGGCAAGGAAUCAGAGUACGUCCGUGUUACAGCACAUGUUCAACACGCAACGAGCCCUGGUAUUCAAGUACCACAGUGCUCUGUUCGACGAGGAAAGCGAAAGAUGCGGUGAUCUUUGCUUAACACUGCUCACCAGGUGCAGUUCUCCACUCAGCGCUGUUCGCAGUCAUGCUGCUGCCAGUCUUUACUUGCUCAUGCGCCAGAACUUCGAAAUAGGCAACAAUUUCGCUCGAGUCAAGAUGCAAGUUACAACGUCGUUAUCAGCACUCGUCGGAAGAGGAAAAGCUCCCAGCGAGGGUGCGCUUAGGAGAGCUUUGAAGACAGUGUUGGUCUAUGCUGAAAGAGACACAGAAUUGGCUGACACGAGCUUCCCCGAGCAAGUGAAGGAUCUUCUGUUCAACUUGCACAUGAUCUUGUCCGAUACCGUUAAAAUGAAAGAGUUCCAAGAGGAUCCGGAAAUGCUCUUGGAUCUUAUGUACAGAAUCGCGAAGGGAUAUCAAGGGUCUCCAGACCUCCGAUUGACGUGGUUAGCAAAUAUGGCUCAGCAACAUAUGGAGAGAAAGAAUCAUACGGAGGCAGCAAUGUGUUUGGUGCACAGUGCCGCUUUGGUAGCUGAAUACUUGCACCUUUUAGAGCCAGGAGGUGGCGGUAGACCAGUCGGAGCUGUUGCUCUGUGUCCUGUCACUCCAAACGCUUUAGAAGAGAGCGCUGUUGGCGAUGACGUGUUAGCCAGAAGGGAAGAGGGUCUCUGUUUAGGCCCCGACUUCUCAGAAAGUGGAUUAGCAGGGUUGCUAGAACACGCUGCUAGUUCUUUCCAUGCUGCUGGAAUGUAUGAGGCUAUUCCUGAUGUGUACAGAGUCUUGCUACCGAUAGCAGAAGUUGCACAUGAUUAUAAGAAGUUGGCGAAUAUUCAUGGGAAGCUGCAUGAAGCGUAUACACGUGUCGAACAGUUAGCUGGUAAAAGGGUAUUCGGCACCUACUUCAGAGUAGGUUUCUAUGGAGGACGAUUUGGAGACCUAGCUGGUGAAGAGUUUGUCUACAAAGAGCCUACUUUGACUAAGUUGCCAGAAAUAUUCUCGAGACUGGAGAAUUUUUACGCCGAAAGAUUCGGCGCUGAAAAUAUUGUGAUAAUCAAGGACUCUAACCCUGUGGACCCUAGUAAACUGGAGCCGGACAAAGCUUAUGUGCAAAUCACCUAUGUGGAGCCAUAUUUUGAGCCACAUGAACUCAGACACAGACCAACCAUUUUCCAUAGAAAUUUUAAUAUUAAACGAUUCGUGUAUGCUACACCUUUCACACCCGGCGGCAAGGCACAUGGGGAAUUGAGGGAGCAAUGCAAGCGUAAAACAAUUCUAACAGUGGCCACACAUUUUCCCUACUUGAAAACGAGGAUUCGUGUAGUUGCUAGGAAGCAAAUCGUCCUUAGCCCAAUUGAAGUUGCAAUUGAGGAUAUUCAAAAGAAAACAGCAGAGGUUGCAGCAGCCACUGCCCAAGAACCACCUGAUGCAAAAAUGCUGCAGAUGGUUCUUCAGGGUUGCAUUGGCACCACGGUUAAUCAAGGACCCGCCGAAGUUGCGGUCGUCUUUCUUUCUGGAUUGCGUGAGCAAAAUGCACAACCUAGCCGAUUGCAACAUAAGCUGCGCUUGUGUUUCAAAGACUUUUCAAAGAAAUGUCUAGAUGCCUUGAGAAGAAACAAGAACUUAAUCGGCCCGGAUCAGCGUGAUUAUCAACGAGAGUUGGAGAGAAAUUACCAAAGACUCACUGAGAGACUAGCUCCUCUCAUUGCGUGGAGUGGACCAUCAUUAAUGAAUCAACAGACUACACAGCAAACAUCACCACGCUGGUAAAAUGACUGAGUGCUGCUAAGAAUGACCAAAGAUGCGUAAACACAUAAAUGGUACAUUGAGAAGUAUUAGCAGCAUAAUCCGCAUAUGAAAGAAAAAAUAUAAUCAUAUAUUUAUAUACAAUAAUUUUUUAUAUUGCUAGAUAUUUUGAGCUGUCAAAUGAAAUGUCUGUUUGAGA